AUGGAGGUCAUCGGGCACUACAACCCGACGUCGGAGCCGGAGACGAUUGAGCUUGAUCGCCAGCGUCUGCAGCAUUGGCUGGAUCGUGGCGCGCAGUUGACCGACACGGUGCGGACGCUGGUGGCGCGGCAUCCGGAAGCGGCCGUAGACAAUGCGGAUGCCGCUGCCGUGGAGGCGCCGCCCGCCGCCGAGCCGCCGCCGACCGCAGAGGCGGCGGCCACGGCCGAGCGCGACUGUCCGAAGAAUCGCCGGCCGCUACAGAGCCGCCGGCCGCCGCCGAGGCGCCCGCCACGAGUGAGCCUGAGGCAUGCGACGGGACCGCGCCGGAGGUGGAGGCGUCGUGAGCCGCGGCGCGCGACGUCGUCGAGGUUGUGGCGCGCGCGCUCGUGGAGCAUCCCGAGGAGGUUGUCGUCGCAGAGCCGAGCGGCGGGACGGGACGCGCGUCACACUGACCACCGCCGACGGUGA
Molecule: messenger RNA, 468 nt
Organism: Geodia barretti
Lineage: Eukaryota; Metazoa; Porifera; Demospongiae; Tetractinellida; Geodiidae
Source: the annotation of a GenBank genome assembly